ACCGCUUUCGAGGAUUUUUCAUUGUUUUUUUCCCCCCAUGCGCGCCAGGUGGCGACACCUUUUUCCGCCAUGAAAAAUGUAAUCAAUUUCAGACACCGGCAUCGACAACAAUUUUAAUCACCGAUCCGUUCUAUACCGUUUCCGGCGAUGUCCACGGGGAACAGCAAGAUCUACAGGAAGAUCAAGAAGAUCAACGAGAAGGACAAACGCAUGGCGCAAUUGGAGAAAGAGAUCGCGAGAUUGGAGAACGAGAACUCGAAAUUAAAACGCGACAGUAUCGGAUACGAGAGUCGGUUGGCCGCUUUCAGUGGCGCGACACGCAUCGCCAAUGAAUUUCCUUCGUUAAAUCGCAGCCUGCAGCCUGAAACGAGCAAACGCGUUUCUUUGCAAAAGACGGAGAAUGAGGAUGACGAGGAGGAUGCUGUUCAGGCAUCGAGAUCGAAGAACAUAUCGGACGAGGGGACGAAGGCCAAGAAGAAAAUACGUAUGAAAUUGUUGAAAAGCUCGAAGAAGAAGGAUACCAAGAAAUGAGGAAGAAUUGUUGUUCUCCGUGGACUCGCAUUUCUCUUUACACAAAAUUCUACAUAUAAAGGGGAUCAACAUGACGUUGACACGAUUCGAGAGAGCGACACAUCGAAUUAUCGACAGGGGACAUAUUCACGCGAUGGACUUCAAUCUUCGACCGAUCAAACUUUGAAAUCAUGUAUCAAAUUUAAAUCUGAAAAUUUUUGUCGAUAUAGAAACGACGGAAGGCGAUGCCAACUCAAUUAAUACCAUGUCCGCAAAAGCAAGUGAUUAGAAAGUAUAUUCGAAAUGUACCGUGUCCUCAGAAAAAUGGAAAGCGGGUGACGUGCCCAGAAGCUAAAAAAUUAGCAAGGCAAGAGAUCUCUCCCUCGAAACGAUCUCCAGUGAAAUAUCCGCAAGUGACGGCAUGCGUGUCGAAACAAUUGUCGAAAUGUAUUCCGAAAACGUGUCCGGAGAGGGAGCGUAAAAUUUCGACUAUAGGAUGCCCGAAAUGCGAGAGCAAUCGUAUUCAAAAGUUGGAAUGCGAAGUGUACCAAUUGCGGAAAGAGAUCGAAUACAUGAAGAACGAGCGAAAAGAGGCCGAGAAGGCGAUCCAGAAGGCGAUUCUUCGGAGCGCGUGCGCUAUCGGUGGCUUCAAGCCCAUAAUACAGGGAUCGAUCGAGAAACUUUUAGACGUUUGCAACAGGGCUGGAUCAUCCCAAUCUAUGUCCUCGAUCACUUUCUGCGCUAGCAAAUCGCCCACGAUCCACACGUGCACCAACAAAUCGUCGAGGAGAAGGGAUAUCAAUUAUUGCGAAAAUUAUUAAAAAUUAUCCUCGUGAUCUCGAUUUUGCAUUCCGUCGAAAAAAAUUCCAUGUGUACCUUUUAGAAUGGUGUAAGCGCCGUCUGCAAUAAACACAACCACGAUGCGCCGGAUU
This is a messenger RNA of Apis florea (little honeybee), 1442 nucleotides long. RefSeq lists its product as uncharacterized. Lineage: Eukaryota; Metazoa; Arthropoda; Insecta; Hymenoptera; Apidae. The record is from RefSeq and is a predicted model, not a curated record.